AUGGUCAUCAAGAUCAAGGUAUCUAAGGGAGCACCUGUAUUUCCUGCAGAAGAUGGAGGUGCAUCCACAGGCGCUCCCUCGGUAGAGCCAAACACCCCUGCAACCACCUCUCAAACCAAGCAAUUUCUACCUUUUUCUGAAUCACGAAACAAGCCCAGAUUCCGGGGCCAGAAGCGGAACUGGUACAAGAGACGCAACGAUAAAGGGAAACAGUCUCAGCGUGCGUCACAGCCCGAGGAUGGCUCCCGUUCGCAUCAGUAUCAGAACCAGAGGCAGCAUCAAUAUCAGCUACUACACCAGCACCGCCCGCCUGUAAAGCUUCUUGAUCGCCCCGACUAUUUCAAUUUCAAUCCCUCGAACGGAUUACAUACCCCGGGUCCGAUCCAUCCUCGUCCGUACGGAUUUGGUUCUCAGCCUGUGGGCUACCUCUCACCUCCACCACUAUUGAUGCCGAUGCCGAUGCCAUCGCCUCUUCGAUUUGACUAUCUUCAUCGAUCUACUUUGCCUGUUGCGGUUUUGUCGCAGGAGUAUCCUAAGCCUCGCUUUUGGGAUGAAAUCGAAGCCGCCAUUCCUUUGUGGUCACCACCUCAGUCUUCAAUUGAUCACUCGAAAAUUUGGACUCGUCAAGCUGGAUAUCAUCCUCUCUACUACCAGUACUCAACGCUCCGUCCUUGGGCGACCGAGUUCGUGCCUGGUCGCUUGUUCCACCCAAUUUUGGGCUGGUAA
Molecule: messenger RNA, 726 nt
Organism: Talaromyces marneffei
Lineage: Eukaryota; Fungi; Ascomycota; Eurotiomycetes; Eurotiales; Trichocomaceae
Exons: 2
Coding region: 1-726 (241 amino acids)
Source: RefSeq, a predicted model, not a curated record